This is a messenger RNA of Insectozyma verbasci, 666 nucleotides long. NCBI's taxonomy places the organism in Eukaryota, Fungi, Ascomycota, Pichiomycetes, Serinales, Debaryomycetaceae. The record is from the annotation of a GenBank genome assembly.
AUGUCGCGUGUUAAGAGAAUUGCUAAAGAAUUAGAAGAGUGUAGACAAGAUACUCAACUGGGUGUUACUUUAAAAUUAAAUAAUGAAAAUGAUUUAACUCAUUUAACUGGUUAUUUUAAAGGUCCACCAGGUACUCCAUAUGAAAAUGGUUUAUUUCAAAUUUCAAUAGAUAUUCCAAAUGAUUAUCCUUUUAAACCUCCACAAAUGAAAUUUGCAACUAAAAUAUAUCAUCCAAAUAUUUCUUCUGUAACUGGUGCAAUUUGUUUGAAUAUUUUAAAAGAUAAAUGGACUCCUGUAUUAACUUUAAAAUCAACAUUAAUUAGUUUACAAUUAUUAUUACAAUCUCCAGAACCAAAUGAUCCACAAGAUGCAGAAGUUGCAAAACAUUUUUUAUCAAACAAGCAAGGAUUUGAAGAAACUGCUGCUUAUUGGACAAAAAUAUAUGCUACAACAAAAGAUAAUGAAAGUGUUAAUGUUGAAUUAAAAGAUUCUCAAUUAUAUGGUAUUGAUGAUGAAAUUGUAAAUCAAUUUGAAAACAUGGGAUUUCCAAGAGAUAAAACAAUUGAAGUUUUAAGAAGAAUGGGUAUUAAAAGUUUUAAAGGUGUUAAUAAUAAAAGUGAUGUUGAAAAUAAGAUUUUGGAAGAAUUAUUAAAAGAAUGUCAAUAA